This is a messenger RNA of Spirodela intermedia, 1056 nucleotides long. The record is from the annotation of a GenBank genome assembly. NCBI's taxonomy places the organism in Eukaryota, Viridiplantae, Streptophyta, Magnoliopsida, Alismatales, Araceae.
AUGGUGGCUCCGGCGGCGGCGGCGCUGGCUCUGCGGCUAUCUUCACCCUUCGCGCCAGCGCUAACUCAUGGCGACAGCAGCUGCUUCUUACCCAAGCUCCCCUCUCUCAGCCUCCCAUCGAGCUACUCCAGCAGAAUCGCCGGCGGCCUCCGCCUCGCCGCCGGCGACAGGCGGCCGACGAGUUCCUCCUCCUCCUCCGCCGCCAGGGCCAUCGCCGCAGACUCCGAGCAACAGGCGUCUUCCCCUCCGGCCGAUGAGGUACGAACUCCCAUCCUUUUCCCGCACGAUCCAACCAUCUCGUGAUUCUCGGGUUUCUAGGGUUUCUAGUGUUCUAGGGUUCUGAUCUGCUGUUCUUCUGGGGAGAAGACGAGGAGCUACCACUUCGUGGUGGCGAACGCCAAGUUCAUGCUGGACGAGGAGGAGCACUUUCAGGAGCAGCUGUCGGAGAGGCUCCGCUACUUCGGGGAGAAGAAUCGCGAGCAGGACUUCUGGCUGGUGAUCGAGCCCAAGUUCCUCAACCGGUUCCCCAACAUCACGAGUAGGCUGAAGAGGCCCGCCGUCGCUCUCGUGUCCACCGACGCCGCCUGGAUCACGUAAGCUCUUCUUUCUGCAUCUUCCCCACGGUGCGAAUCAGGGACUCCGAAACCCUAACAAGAAGAGAAAAACUCGAUCCGCCUCCUUUAACCAUCAUCAGCAGGUCCUGCCCUAACCCAGAAUCCAAAAUGGAUAACACUCUCAAACCCUAGCGAGAAGAUGAAGUCAACCGACCCAGGAAUCUCAUCUCUGUGUCGAGGAAGAACAGCCAGGCAUCACCCUCAACAUAAAUAGCCUCCUUGUUCUUCAAUUCUCAGGUUCAUGAAGCUGAGGCUGGACAGAGUCCUGACAGAAAGCUUCGAAGCCAAAACUCUGGAAGAAGCGCUGGCCUCCAACCCAGUCGAUCUGCAGUUUGAGAAGCCCAAGAAUUGGACGGCCCCAUAUCCAAAGUAUGAGUAUGGUUGGUGGGAACCAUUUCUGCCACCAGCCUCCGGUGGAGCAGAUCUGUCUCUGUCGCAGUGA